This is a messenger RNA of Ectocarpus sp. CCAP 1310/34, 1605 nucleotides long. The record is from the annotation of a GenBank genome assembly. Lineage: Eukaryota; Phaeophyceae; Ectocarpales; Ectocarpaceae.
AUGCGUUCCACUUCGCGAGAGAACUGCACGAUCAUCACCACCAUCAACGCCGCCGGCGCCGUGUUGGCCCCUACCAUCAUCUUCAAAGGGCAGCGUUUCAACGGAGAUUGGAUCGUGGAUCAGGACGGCCCGCCGGGUGCGACGUACACCUGCACGGAGUCGUCCUUCAUGUGUGGUGGCGUGUUCAUAAAGUACAUCAUGGACUUCCACGAGCAGCUGCGCAAGCGCAACUUUCUCGAUGGAAAACCCCAUGUGCUCGUGCUGGAUGGGCACGCGUCGCACGUNUUUGUAGGUGGCACCAUCCAAGGUGCCCAGGGACAGCAGGUAUAUGCGGAACGGGGGCAGCCGGUGGUCCCGCAGAUGCGUUCCACUUCGCGAGAGAACUGCACGAUCAUCACCACCAUCAACGCCGCCGGCGCCGUGUUGGCCCCUACCAUCAUCUUCAAAGGGCAGCGUUUCAACGGAGAUUGGAUCGUGGAUCAGGACGGCCCGCCGGGUGCGACGUACACCUGCACGGAGUCGUCCUUCAUGUGUGGUGACGUGUUCAUCAAGUACAUCAUGGACUUCCACGAGCAGCUGCGCAAGCGCAACUUGCUCGAUGGAAAACCCCAUGUGCUCGUGCUGGAUGGGCACGCGUCGCACGUGAGCUUGGAAGUCGUGGAGUUGGCCAGGUCCCUCAACAUCCACCUCGUCCAGCUGCCCUCCCACAUGUCCCACAUCACCCAGCCCCUGGACGUCGCUGGCUUCGGGUGCUUCAAGAAGGAGCUGACCAAGGCGAUCCAGGCCUUCCCGGCGACACACGGAGGGGCGUUGCCGCGGAAGCGGGACAUGGCCUCCGUGAUCGGGCAAGCGUGGAGCACGAGCUUUACGCCGGACAUCAACAAAGCUUCCUUCGCCGGGGCGGGCCUUUGGCCGGUGGACAAGGAACGGGCACUCAGUCGGCUGCUGAAACCCAAGAGGAAGGAGAGGGAAACCGACCGCCCUCCCCUGCAAGACGUCCCCAUCGCCGUGAGCAACGAUCGGCUGGAGGAAUUGCUGGGCGAACGCGCCGUCCGCAAGCUCCUGGGGGAAGGCCACACCCUCACGGGACUCCGCGUGAGCACGGUGUUUCUCGGCGACUACCUGCCCAGCAAGCGAUCCAAGAAGCCGCCAACCCGGGCGAACUUGGGCAUUCCAGAGGGAGGACUUCUCACUUGUGACGGGUGGUUGGCGGAGAUGAAGAAGAAACAAAACGAAGCCGAGGCUGCCGAGGCCGCCAAGGCGGCAAAGGCCGCGACGAGGCAAACGGCACGGGACGCGAAGGCGGCGGAGGCGGCGGCGGCGGCGAGGAACGGCGGGCGGGGACGGGGGCAGGGGCGGGGCAGAGGGCGGGGCCAGGGAAGGGGGCGGGGGGGCGGGCGAGAAGAGGAGAGUAGGAGGGACGAGCGAACCGAGAGAGGGAGGGAGGAAGGGGGGGGGCGAGGUGUUGGUGUUGUUCAAGGGGGGCGAGGGGGGCGUGGGCGGGGCGCGCGGGGGGGCGGGCGCACUGUUGGUGGCCGCGGCGAGGGCACCGGGGGGCAUGGGCGGGUAGGUGAUCCUAGCCGCGAUGGUAGAGGGGCGGAAUGA